Chenopodium quinoa (quinoa) is the source of this 3643-nucleotide messenger RNA. Its product is annotated as U-box domain-containing protein 35-like. The transcript is spliced from 10 exons. Gene Ontology annotation, biological process: protein phosphorylation; protein ubiquitination. The record is from RefSeq and is a predicted model, not a curated record. Lineage: Eukaryota; Viridiplantae; Streptophyta; Magnoliopsida; Caryophyllales; Amaranthaceae. The coding region runs from base 417 to 3404 and encodes 995 amino acids. Gene Ontology annotation, molecular function: ubiquitin-protein transferase activity; protein kinase activity; ATP binding.
CAUGGCAUAUGGCCAUGCCCUGGGUUAGGCCCCUAGGAUGGCUGAUUUGGCAGAGCAGCCAAGGGCUAGCCUGAGGCCGCGACACAACCCACUGACAUGCCCAGAGGUAAGAGGUUUGUUCGAUAAAAAUUGCACCAUAGUCCAUAGGAGAAGCUGGUUGUUGGAUUUGUUUUAAUACGCAAGAAGGCGAAAAUUGAUAGAUACAUACACUAGUCAUAUGUUCCACAAGUUACAUGGUAUGGAAAUGGAUUUCUUCCCACAUGAUAGGAGGAAAUCAACAUUCAAAAGCUACAAACCAAAACAUGAAAACUGAUAACAAUAUCAUAGCAUGCAUUUGAUUUUCAAUGUAGAUAAAACAAAUAACUUUGUUGAUUUACCAUGUUAUUGCAGAGUCAUUUGCUGCUUAUUGUCAAGAAAUGGCAGAAAGGAAAGCUGCUGAUCAAGAACAACUUCUUGUUGCAGUCGCGCUGACUGGAAGCCGAAAAAGCAAGUAUAUUCUGAAGUGGGCACUCGACAAAUUCCUUCCAGAGGGAGAUGUCACCUUCAAGCUCAUAUACGUGUACCCAAAAAUAACUUUAGUACCUACACCAAUGGGAACCUGGCUACCAGUAUCACAAGUUCGAGAAGAAGUUGUAAAUGGUUAUAGGCAGGAAAUUGAGUGGAAGAAACAGAGGAAAAUUCUCCCAUACCACAAAAUACUGAAAGCACAAAAGGUUUUUUUUUCCCCUUCCUACAACUUAUAUAGAAGAGUAAUAUUACUGGAGAGUGUAUAUCCUUAUUCUGUUAACGCGAUUUUUACUAAAACUGAAACUGUAUCGUCUGUAUGUACUGUAAAAUCAGAAAUUGUAGUACUUGAGUCAGAUGAUAUUGCAAUGGCACUCUCAUUGGAGAUCACUAGAAAAGCAAUAAGACAUCUUGUCAUCGGAGUUACAUCAACAAGCAUCUUUUCAAUGUCUCAUUCAGAAAAUCAAUUUUAUUGUAGGAAAAAUCUGACACUGAUCAGGGGAGAUGACCUAUCACAAGUCAUCUCAGAAAAUGUUCCUGGUUUUUGUUCAGUCUAUGUCAUUGGUGAUGGAAAGCUUCAGCAAAUACGUCCUGCAGAUUCUGAACAGAAUGUGAUACACAUGGAUGAAACAAGUAAUCUGUCAAGCACAUCGACAAGUAAUCUGUCAGGCACGUCGACUGAUAGUUCUUCUAGCUCUUCUUCACUUACAAUAGGCCGUCUAUUGAAAAGCAGGCCUUCAUCACCAAGAUACGGAAGCUUUGCUAGUGGCCCUCCCGCUUCAGAAUCUUCCACCUCUGUUUCCCAACCUAAACAGCACGAAUAUCUCCCAAGAAAUGCUGCUGGACCUAAAGUUUUAGCAAGAGAAACAACAGAACUCAAGCAUUAUUUUUUUAAGGAUACUAACUCAAAUGUUGGGAAUGCCAGUAUUCAGAGUCACAGUUCCAGCAGUGGAGACUCUGGAUCAUGGGCCUCUGAUCGAACAUCUCCUGGAAGUUCAUUCGCAGGGAUCCAACCUAAUGCCCAGUCACCUACAGGCACUCCAUCCCCGAGAUCUUUUCUUUACACUCCAUCUACUGGUUCUUUUGUUGGAAAUUCUCCUGCAGUCUCUUAUGCAGAAACACCCCCGACAGGUUUUUAUAAGGGCACUCCCCCUAUGGUCUCUCCUGUAGGAACUCCCUAUGCAGGCACACCUCUAGCACUCUCUCGUCCAGGGACUCCACCAGGAGGUGCUUAUGUGGACACUCAUGCAGUCCCUUAUGCUGGUACUCCACCCACAGGUUCUUAUGCAGGCACACCUCUAGCACUCUCUCGCCCAGGGACUCCACCAGGACGUUCUUAUGUGGACACUCAUCCAGUCCCUUGUGCUGGUACUCUAUCCUCAGUUUCUUUUUCAGGUAUAUCGUCAGGUUCUGAACAAAGUGCUUCUCCAAACCAGAUGUCUGAACUUGAAAAGCUGAGGAUUGAACUAAGGCAUAUUCAAAAAAUGUAUGAACUGACUCAGAAUAGUUCUAUUGAUGAACGGUUCCAAUUUCCACUUGAUCAGCUCCAAGAAAUGAGCAAGGAGCGAUUGGAGGAAGCACUAAAACUAAAGGAGGAAAAAUGUAAAGAGGUCGCUAGUAUUGAGAAGAACAAAACCAAAGCAGCACAAUUUGCAACUAUAGAUACAGGGGUAAAAGCUGAAAGAAAUAAACUCAAGAACAGAUCUGACAGUAAGGCUGCUCAAGAGGAGGAAAGCAAGAACAGGCUCAAAGAGCUGUUUGCAAGUCCAGCUGUUCAGUAUCAGAAGUUUACGUGGGAAGAGAUUGUGGAAGCCACUUCGUCCUUGUCAGAGGAGUUUAAAAUAGGGGCAGGUGCAUUUGGGAUUGUCUACAAGUGCAAGUUGCACCACACUACUGUGGCAGUAAAGGUCCUCCACUCCAAAGAUAGUGUCACAAACAAGCAAUUCGUUCAGGAGCUGGAAAUCUUGAGCACAAUUCGUCAUCCUCACCUGCUGCUGCUCCUUGGAGCUGUUCCAGAAGAGAGUUCCCUUGUAUAUGAGUACAUGGACUAUGGUAGCCUUGAUGAUGUAUUAUUUCAUAAGAAUGGCAAACCUCCUCUACCUUGGUAUGAAAGGUUCAGAAUCUGCUAUGAGGUGGCAGGGGCUCUUGCCUUUCUUCACAGCACGAAGCCAAGACCUAUUAUUCACAGGGACCUGAAACCAGCAAACAUCUUGCUUGACCACAACUUAGUAAGCAAGAUUGGUGAUGCUGGUCUAGGUACAAUGAUCAAUGUAGAGCCAUCCGAUAUGUCCCUGAAAACCAUAUACAAGGAAACUAGCCCAGUUGGUACCCUUUGCUACAUUGAUCCCGAGUAUCAGAGGACUGGAAGAGUUUCGACUAAGUCAGAUAUAUAUGCCUUGGGAGUGGUGAUCCUACAGAUACUGACAGCAAAACCAGCUGUCGGGAUAUCCUAUUUGGUCGAGGAUGCAAUUGAUGAAGACAAUUUGAUAGAAAUCUUGGAUCCAGAAGCUGGGGAAUGGCCAGAGAAGGAAACACUUGAGUUGGCGUUAUUAGGACUGCAGUGUUCUGAACUUAGAGGUAGAGAUCGGCCUGAUUUAAGAGAGAAGGUUCUUCCUGCCCUAGAGAAAAUGAAUGAAGUGGCUGACAGUGCCCGGGAUUUAGCUUCAAACGCCCAAACAGCAACACCAGUACACUUUAUCUGCCCCAUUCUUAAGGAUGUAAUGGAGGACCCAUAUGUGGCAGCCGACGGAUACACAUACGACCGGAGGGCGAUAGAGCAGUGGCUGACAGAAAAUGACACAUCGCCCUCUACAAAUCACCCACUUCCUCACAAGUUUAUAAUGCCAAACACGGCCCUGCUUGAGGCUAUUAAACAAUGGAAGUCAAAAAAUACAAGAUAACUGCACUUUGGGUGGAAAUUGACACUUUGCUGCAUAUACUACUGGCUUGGCUUUGUUUUGUAGAAGAGAGUGUUGAUACAAUGCACGGAACUUUAGCAAAUACUACUAACCUUCAAGAGGACCUGGAACGGGCAAGAUUGAUUAAUUUCUUCAUUGCACAAUUACAUUUUCUCUUAUGUAAUGUAAUUAUAUAUCCAUUCAUGAGAAGAUAAAUCAAAGUUAUUCCAUUUUUGGAUCAA